Messenger RNA from Dermacentor andersoni, 1767 nucleotides. RefSeq names its product E3 ubiquitin-protein ligase sina-like. Gene Ontology annotation, biological process: proteasome-mediated ubiquitin-dependent protein catabolic process; multicellular organism development. Gene Ontology annotation, molecular function: ubiquitin conjugating enzyme binding; zinc ion binding; ubiquitin protein ligase activity. Gene Ontology annotation, cellular component: cytoplasm. Lineage: Eukaryota; Metazoa; Arthropoda; Arachnida; Ixodida; Ixodidae. The record is from RefSeq and is a predicted model, not a curated record.
ACGGGGCUCGGCAUUGAACGCUCCACGUAAAUCGGUUGUCCGAGAGCUCGCGCCAUUUUCCACCAGCGCUCCAUGCAAGUUCGACCACUGAUAGCCGACCAACCACGAAAACUGGUGAAAGAGGCACAAAAAACUGUUCGCUUUAAAAUAGGAACCUUCGUGCCGUUGCCGUAUGAAGUCACUACGGAAAUGUUUUUUGACAUACUUACAUUUUGCAAAAAAGAAAAUACAUGCAGUCUUUGGGCAAUCUCUUGAGAGGUCGUCGAACGUAGGAGAACCACGAGCCAGCUUCAUGCGUAAGGAAGAAGAAGACGAGUAAUAUAUGGGACCAAAAUUGAAGGCACAGUAACAACAACCUAAAUUGACCCCGUGUUAAGUCCAGCUAACGGGAGGAAGCAUGGCCUCGGUGACGAGUGUAUCCCGCUCAUCCCGAUCCGUGAGGACGUCCUCGCUGUCCCACAUGUCCAGCCUGUUCGAGUGCCCCGUGUGCAGGGAGUACGCGCUGCCUCCCAUCAUGCAGUGCGAGAACGGCCACCACCUGUGCGCCCCCUGCCGGAAGAACGUGGCCAAGUGCCCCGUGUGCCGAGCGCCUAAAGGGAGGAACAGGAACCUGGCCUUGGAGAAGCUGGCGGAAACGGCGACGUUCCCGUGCAAGUACCGCCCCAAGGGCUGCACUGCCGUUCUCCUAAUCACCGCCAAAAAUAAGCACGAAGGCUCCUGCGAGUACGGGCCGUGUCCUUGCGUGCUCGGCUUGAAGUCGUGCAAGUGGCGAGGACCGCUGCAAGAAGUUGUGAACCACAUUCUUCGCUCACACGACUUCGUUCCAAGAUUGCAAGGCGAGAACGUAGUCCUCACCGCGAUGCGUUUCAACCGUGCCGAGGCCUUCUGCUGGGUGGCGCUGCAGUCGUGUCUGGGUCGCGACUUUGUCGUGAUGCUCAAGAAGAGGAACAACUAUCGCGACCGCUUCUUCGGCGUCGUCUUGCUGGUGGGCUCUAGCGAGGAAGCGCGGCGAUUCGUGUACCGCAUGCAGCUGUGCGGUGCCGAACACCGGCUCACCUGGGAGGCCAAACCCAGGAGCCUCCACACCCGGGCCGAGACGAUCAAGAGCGGAGACGGCCUGGCCUUCGACAUGAGCACCGCCGAGCGACUCAGUAAUGGUGCCGACCUCAACGUGAACGUGGCCAUCAGUCUCGCGUCCUCGAGCGGCGAUAUUGCCCUGUAGGCACGCGGGGACAUGGCCGGCUGACAAAAAAAAAGAAACUUAAGAUAAAAUUCGCAACUAUGUAUUUCAGAAACGUACAUGACGUCAUUUAGAUCUUCUUCUGCGGGACGAUUCACGCCAUAAAUUCGUGCGCUUUCGGAUAAAUUUGAGCGUUAACCACCUCUACAACGUCGCGAUCUCGACAUGGGCCCUUGAUCGACAAUAGGGAGAGAUACCAGAGAAUCGCCGCGAAACGAAAAUUGGAGGAUGAUGUCUGGGACGCGGUGUUUUGGAAGUAUUCCGCGUGUUUCAAGCACAGAUUGAUGCGUGCGAUAAGUUGAUGCCUGUUAGAACACAUUCAUUGGGACAUUUGCUGUUCUUUAUAGAUAAUAUAGAUCAGUAGCUGAACGCGGCCGUGAAGUGUCACAUGCUUAUAGAUCGAUGUGUAUAAUUAUGGUGCAUAUUUUAGUGCCGACCAAUUAGGCCACCAAUUUUUGCCAGUGUUCAUUUUAUUGUGCCAUGCGUUUUCAAAUAAACGCGAUUCGGCAGUUUGCGUUUCACCUGUU